Messenger RNA from Seriola dumerili (greater amberjack), 774 nucleotides. RefSeq names its product outer dense fiber protein 3-like protein 2 (gene odf3l2a). The coding region runs from base 1 to 774 and encodes 257 amino acids. Lineage: Eukaryota; Metazoa; Chordata; Actinopteri; Carangiformes; Carangidae. The record is from RefSeq and is a predicted model, not a curated record. Gene Ontology annotation, cellular component: cytoskeleton. The transcript has 5 exons.
AUGGAGGAGGUGGUGAAGAAACGGCCGAUAAUCUCUGCGAGAGAAAGAGGCCCGGGACCUGGACGCUACGCUCUGCCCCCUACAGUUGGAUACAUCAACCAUGACUUCACCAAACCCAGCAGCCCCGCAUACUCCUUCCACGGCCGCACGAGCAGUGAGUUUUCAUUGGUCCCCUUUGACUCCAGUCCGGGACCAAGGUACCACAUUGGCGCCAAGGUUACCCGCUUUGGCCGGAUGGAGACGCCAUCUUACUCUAUUUUGGGCAGAGGAAGGCGCACAGGGAGUACAGACGAGCUGUUCCAUACACCUGGACCAGGUGCCUACAGCCCAGAAAAGGCUCCGCCUCUCAAUGCUCACAGACCUCCAUCCUACACCAUUGGCGCCCGCACCAGAUACCGCUCUAUGGAUGCUGUACCAGCACCCAACAGCUACAGUCUUCCUAAUCUGCUGGGCUGCCAGGUUCCCAACAAACCCUCCAGCGCCAGCUACAGCUUCUCAGGCCGGAGGAAGGUCGGAGCUCCGUCUGAAGAUCUCUCCAUGAGCCCCGGACCGGGAAAAUACAACAGUACAAACCCAGACAUCUACCGCCAUCGCCAGCCCUCCUUCUCCAUGCAGAGCCGGACUAAGAGGCCCAGUUACUCUUCCGCUGUUCCCGGCCCGGGCGCGUACAGCCCGGAGAAAUCUCAUGUGCAUCUUCCCAAACCCCCGUCCUUCACUCUGGGUGUCAGACACUCUGAGUUCGUCACCCCACUAGUGGUGGAUGUAGUUGAUUGA